UAAUCCUGAAAUAUGAGCACAAGAGCUGUCAGUUUGCAAGUGGUGGUCAAAAUCGUCAGGGCUUUUCUGCAGGCUGAUUGCCACAAAAAGAGACAUUCUGGGGGCCUUGAUGAACCAAAACCUGAAUCCUCAGCCAGGAGGACAGUGAGCAGCUGCAGGACCAGGGCAGCAGGCAUCGUGUGCUGUGUGACAAGAAGCAGCUCCAAGGUGUGCCCCUGCAGCCCAGUGUGCCCAGGUGUGGGAAGGGAUUGAUAAGAGCAGCAGCCCUGCCUAAAGGGCAUCGCCAGGGGUACUGGCCACUGGCACUGCUCUCACUGCAGAGAGGAAAAGAAAACCACAAACCUCCACAAACUGAGCUUGUUUGGAGGGGGACACCCUUGCUCAGUGCUGUGAGGGCACGCCUGGAUCCCAUGCCUUGCUUUGAGCCCCCAGUUUAGGAGAGAGGUGGGAAGACUGGAGUGGAGGGUGAGUGUUGGGCUGGGGGUGCCAGGCAGGUGAGGCAGGUACAGGAGGCAGAAAGGCUCCACUGCAGCUCUGCUCCAGGAGCCCCAGGGGAGAUGGAGCUCAACUUGCGCUAUAGCCGGCACUGGCCAGGGGGAGGGAGCAGGGCAGGCUGGGCUGGGCUGGGCUGACCUGGCACUGCCGUGGCGAUGCCAGCGCUGCCAUGGCAGCCUUGGAGUCCUGCCAGCUGCUGCACAAGGCUCUGGAAGGGAGCUGCAGUUAAGGCCACGCAGCAGCACCUCGGCUCUUGGGGGAGGUGUGAGCAAAGGUGAGUCCAGGUUUGGGGCACUGCAGCACUGCUGUGGGUGCUGCGUCCAGGCUGGAGCAGCAGAGCCAGGUAAAAAGCUCUCUCUGUGGUGCAGGUUGGCCAGCACUUGGAUCCAGGUGAUUAGAAGCCAUCUGUAGCACUUGGUGCUUGGCACAGCUGCUCAGAGGACCCUGUUCUGCAGAAGGAUGGCUGCAAAGAAAAAGGAGGUGGUGCUGCAGGGAGGCGAAUUAGUGGCUGUUGUAAGAGGAGCAGAUGCACCAUUGCUGCAGAAGACCAUCCUGAAACAGCUGGCAGGGGAAAGGAAGGGUUUCCAUGGAGCAGAGCCUGUGCUGGUGCCAGACAGAGCCUUCUCCAGAGAGCAGGGAAACACAGCUCCCCUUCAGGAGGAACAACGGGGAGGACUAACAGGCUGACGCACCCAUCGGGUCCGGGAUGACAACAGCAGUCGUAGAGCAGAUGUGAG
Messenger RNA from Pyrgilauda ruficollis (rufous-necked snowfinch), 1232 nucleotides. RefSeq names its product thioredoxin domain-containing protein 6-like. The record is from RefSeq and is a predicted model, not a curated record. NCBI's taxonomy places the organism in Eukaryota, Metazoa, Chordata, Aves, Passeriformes, Passeridae. The transcript has 4 exons. The coding region runs from base 955 to 1182 and encodes 75 amino acids.